Molecule: messenger RNA, 5860 nt
Organism: Paramisgurnus dabryanus
Lineage: Eukaryota; Metazoa; Chordata; Actinopteri; Cypriniformes; Cobitidae
Product: G-protein coupled receptor 22
Biological process (GO): G protein-coupled receptor signaling pathway; cellular response to hormone stimulus
Cellular component (GO): plasma membrane
Molecular function (GO): peptide binding; G protein-coupled receptor activity
Source: RefSeq, a predicted model, not a curated record
AAAUUGUUUUUACACAUCAUUCUGCUACACAAAAUCUUUAAGUUUGUUUUUAAAUCUGCAGCGAAGCGAGCAGGUCUCGCGUUUCCUCUGAAGCCUGCAGUUCGCGUGUGCAUGUGUGAUAAUGUGUAUAUGCGCGCUCGCGGCAAGAGAGCACGUUCAGUACGUCUGGCACACAGGACAGCGGCACUCAUGGGUCCUCAAAGAAACACGGUGGCGAUUUCCAUCGCCGUUUAGCACCACUGAAGGUGCAACAUUUAUUCCGGGCACGCGCCCGACAGCGGACUGUCCUGAAGCCCUCAGGAAUCUCGCGCUCUAGUAGAGUGACAGUGAGAGUAGCGCGCGCUCGGCACGGACCGCAGUGGAAUGUAGCGGGGAUUCCCGUUGCGCGCGGGGCAAGAAAUACCGGAUUGUUGGCAGAAUCCAGCAGUUUUAGUGGUGAGAAUGUGAAUUGCAACCUCAUUCUAAGAGCUGUCAAUCGUUCAUCAAGCCCCAAGAAAACACCUGAGCGGGUGGAGCAUGGCCAGUGGGAGUGUCUGGCAUUACUAUGCCUGAAGGCACGUGGCAAUGGUGUCCAUGGAAACAGAUGGCAGCUUCACUGAGGGUCACGGUCUGUCCCUCCUACAGGCAGAAGAUAGCGUGGGGGCCGGACUCGCUCAGCAGGAAGGGGCGUGGCUUGGUUUCCGGGCUACAGUGAUUGCUGUGUUGCUGUUGGAGCUGCUCCUGGGGGUGGGCGGUAACCUGACAGUGUUGGUGUUAUACUGCGGUCACUGCAGCCUGUUGGAGUCCGUCAGUCAUGCGGUCACGCUCAGUCUCCAUACCCUUGACUUGCUGCUCUGUCUUCUCUGCCUGCCAAUUACUGCCACUCUCCUCAUACUGGGCGGAGCCUCGGUUCCUCACCACGCCCUGCUCUGCUGCCUCCACGAAUCAGCAGCCUGCUUUGCCAGCGUGGGCACCGCACUUAACCUGUUGCUCAUCAGCUUAGAUCGCUAUGACAUCAGCGUUAGGCCAGCCAAUCGUUUGCUGACGCCGAGGAGGGCAACCGUUCUGCUCGUCGGAGUGUGGGUGGUCUCUUUAGCCGUGCCACUACUACCGUUUGUGGAGGCAGGGUUUGUGUUGGACCAAGGAGAGGGAGUGUUUGUGCAAUCCAAUAGCACCGUGCUUUGUUCGGAGUGGGGUGGAGCUCUGCAGGCUCAUCUGUUACUACAGGUACCAGUGUUCCUGUGCUCUCUAGCUGUGAUGCUAUUUACAUACUCGCGAAUUCUGCAGGCACUGCGCAUUCGCAUUGGACGCACGCCCAGGUCCCAACGAGACACCAAACGACCUGCUUACCGACUUUGGUUACGUCGCAAACGGUCAGCGAGGUCGCCGGAUCACACGACGAGGAACACGCCCACCUCCCCGCCACCACUCUCUACUGGGCCGCUAAUCACAUCGGAUACAGUUACUACGGUAACCGUCAACACUGAGACAAAUACUCCAUCACUUACUACUCCUCUUAGCCCCACCCCUACUGUAUCUGUGAUAACAUCACCUCUAGGCCCCACACCCACUGCUUCUGUCGCCUCCUUGUCUGUUGUAACUAGUCCCCAAAUCCCCUCUCCUGCCACGCCCUCUGUAACCACACCUUUAAGCCCCACGCCCACUGUGUCCACAGUAACUGCACGGGUGAGUCCCGCCCCAACCCAUGGCCCGCCUAGUAUGGGUGUGGGUGCUUCUGUAUCAGCCAUCUUAGCUUUGCGUCGAGCAGUUCGGCGCCACAGAGACCGAAGGGAACGUCAAAGGCGAGUCUUUCGCAUGUCUGUCAUAAUCAUCCUCUCUUUUCUUCUAUGCUGGGCACCUCUCUCCAUCAUGCCUCUCCUUAUGCUGGCUAUCGGACCCUCUGAUUGGCUAGAACGUCUGAGACUCUGCUUCCUGGUGCUUGCGUAUUGGACGGUAGUGCUACAUCCACUGCUAUACGCGUUCACUAGACAAAAACUGCGUAAAGUUUUGCAUACCCGCCUGCGCAGGCUUCGUCCACAGAACGGGCAGACUCGUGUCCGUACCAAUACCAGGAUCCGACGCAAACACAGGACGAAUUGCAGCAAUGCUACGGACCGUUGCCUGACAGAGGCUGUUAGAGAAUAAUGGUGUGUGUUUGUGCAUCAUUGACUUAUGGCUGUAGGUAUGAGUGAUGUGUGUGUGCAGGAAAUGGGUGUAAAAACCAUUGUAACUAGGGAUGCACUGAUAUAAAAUGUAUGUGCCGAUACCGAUAGUUUUGCUUUUGUGUCAAAGUACUAUGUCAUGAAAUCCUAGAACUGCAGAACAUACAAACUGCAGCUCUGUUGUCAUUUUCGCCCAGUUCAAAAUAUUCACACAGCACAAAUUCUGAUUGACAGGAUAUAGACGGUUUUAGCAGUAACAACAUAAGCAAACGGGUUUUGUGAAAAAUUUAACUUUAGGUUAACUCUGCAAAGAAUUAAUAACUUAGAGUCCUAACUAUUAAUAGAGUAGUUUAUUUCAUAUUACAAGCAAGUAGAUUACUCACGGUAAAAAAUCUGCAGCUUUUUUUGUUAAAAAAUUAAGUUAAACAAUUUCAACUUGAUUUUAGAAGUUAUGUCAACUUUUCCCAAGCCAAUACUUAAAAUUGUAGGUAUGGUUUGACUUGCAAAACCAAGUUGUUUUAACUUGAUACUGCAUUUUUUUUACAAUAUAGUUCAAAUCAUAGAUAAAAUCUAUCCAAAACUACACUCAGCUAUGUUACUGUGUAAAAUGUGUACUAUAUAAUAUAUACAGUGUUACCAAAGAUCGGCUGCCAAACCUCCCUUCACAUAGCGGUGAUCCAUGAUCGCCAAUUCCCCUCGACUUUAGGAAACCAAAACAUUUGUUAUUUUCGACAAGGUAUUUGGUCCAAAGUUUAGUUUAGCCACUAGAUAACGCACGUGUCCGAUAAAACAGUGUAUAAUCUGCGCUGCAAUCUGCUCCGAUCAUCGGCUGUUUUUAAACAAUCCGCCGAUAUCCGAGAGUAGGAAAAAAUGCUUUUAUCUGCAGAUACUGAUUAAAGGCCGAUAUGUCUGUGCAUCCCUACAUUGUAAAAAGUGAACAGUUGGAUCAACUUAAAAAGUUACUUUAAUUUGUAACACCUAAAAAAUUAUGUUUAUUUAACUUAAAUGUUCACUUUAAUGAAAAGUUUAAUUUGUAUAAACUAAAUUUUUUUAGGUGUGUCCAGUUGAAGAAACUUUUUAAGUUGAUCCAACUUUUCACUUAUAAUAGUUUAUUUUUAUGUUGUCCUCCUAUGCUUUUUCAAAAUUCUUAAAUUUUAAAGGAAUAAUUGACCAGAAAAAGAAAACUUUCCUCAUGCCAUCCCAGAUUUAUGUAGUCUCACCUAGCCGUUUUUUGCUGCUUUUUCUGGACAAAGCCCAUCCACGAGCUGUUUGACCGACAUGUUAAACAACCAAUCACAGUUUGUUUCGUCUAGCGUCACAUUUCAGACUCCCAACAAUAACGAGCCGGCUGACAACAAGUCAGUUAUUUAAAUAAUCAGCCAACCGAAUAGCAUCUAAAUAAACAACAUUACUCACCAUAGAACAACGUUGUGCACUUCAUCAACAUCCACACCAAUGCGACGCUCCCGUUAAACGUCUGUUUGAAGCAUACCUCUCCACUUUUUAACACCUUCAAGCAAUUCAGGAGAACCAAACUUUUUGACUCCACUAACUGCCUCAAGCAUUCUUUUGGAGGUCUUUUAGAGAGUCUAUGCUGCCAACUUUGCAUAUUUUUUAUAUAUUUUUAAUCCAAUGUUUAGGUGGUCAUGAUAACUGGUCAUUACUAUCCAUGUGAACACGACUGAUUAUUUAAACCAAUCAAAAGACAACUUUAGACAUUCCCACAGGGUUUCCAGAAAAGUGUACGGGCGGGACGUCUGAGGCUGAGACUAAGAUGUAUGUAACUUUCUUCAGUUGAACACACAUUUUUUUAUAAUUAAAGCUGUCGUCUUAUUUGGGAGCCAAAAUUGCAAACUUUAAAGAGUACAUACUGGACAUCCAUCAUUAAAGAAUUCCAAAUGACUCUUCAAAAACAAAAUUAUAUGUUUAUAGGAGAAAACAAUAUUCAUAUUUCUGAAUUUUUUGGUAAACGAGAUUUCACCAAGUAGGAUGUGAUCCUCCUGGAUCAACAUUCAACAUCAUUGUUGCACCUGGAUCAACAUUUUCAUUUCCUAGAGUUAAACAUUUGAUUUUUACCGUUUUGAAAUCCAUUCAGCCAAUCUCUGGCACUAGCACUUUUAGCAUAGCUUAGCACAAUCCAUUAAAUCUGAUUAGACCAUUAGCAUCACGCUCAAAAAUGCAGAGUUUUGAUAUUUUUCCUAUUUAAAACUUGACUCUUCUGUAGUUACAUCGUGUACUAAGGACGCCAGAAAAUUAAAAGUUGCGAUUUUCUAAGCGAUAUGGCUAAGAACUAUACUCUCAUUCUGGCGUAAUAAUCAAGGACUUUGCUGCCGUAACAUGGCUACAGCAGGCGCAAUGAUAUAACGCAGUGCCCGAAAAUAGUAACCUGCUAGUAAAAAUUACCAAGGGGAAGAAACAAAAUAGGUAACACGUAAAAAUUACUUUUUCAACUUAUUUUCAAAAUUUUGGUUGAAAAAUUUUAAUAUUUUAGGUUUAACCAAAACUGAAGAAACUUUCACUUUUUACAGUGUAUAAAUCAUUUUUUCUCCUUAUUAACCUACUCAAAUCAUUUUCUGUAGAUUACUAAAGGGAUAGUUUGCCCAAACAUAACAAUCAGCCCAUAACUUUUAACAUCUUGGUUGUACAGUAUAUGCCUUUCUGUCUUCAGCUGAACACAGUUAUAUUAAAUAAUAUCGUAUCUUAGUAAUACAAUGUGACAAAGUGAAAAGUGUAUGAAAGUUUAUGAACCACCCAUCCAUCUUGCGUGUCUCAUCAUAUACAUUGUAACGAAACAUGCAGAAUUUGUUCAAUUAUUAUAGAAUUUUCAUUUUCUGGUCAUUUUCUAAAUUUCUAUUUUUUUUAAAGAGGUCCUUUUUUGGCUGUGAUGCAAAAAAUGGAUAAGCAGUAGCACCCACUUAUACCUGCCUUUCAGUAGAUAUUAGAUUAAUAUUCAUGAAUCAAACUGAUUUCAUAUCACUCCUACGCAUCUGAGAAACCAUUAAUGUGUUAGAUGUUUUAGACGACGUGCGUGAUGUGAUCACAUUUAUAGAAGAAAUUCAAAGACGUCAGUGUUGUUCACGAGUGUGUAGUAUCACCGGCAACUAAUCAGCACAGGGUUUCUAAAGCACACUGAUCUCUGUUCAGAGAGGUCAACAGGCCACUGUCUAAUUAACCUGUAGAGUACAACUAAUCCCAAGGUGCUAGGAAAAGAAAGAAAGAGAAAGUGAGAGUGUAUCUACAGGCAUAAGUUUGUAAGAGGUCAUGUGCAAUAAAUUUAUAAUCCAGGUUUAGCAUCGCAUGAUUCCCAUAGAAAUUAAUAUCAUUGUGUGGUGAUAAUCGUAGCCAUCUGUACCGCCGCUAAGCGUACAUAUACACAGAUUUACAGUGUCCUUUUCAUUGGUAGUCUAGAGGGCAGUAGAGUUAUCAUUGUGUUAAUGUAUAUGAUCAGGGAUGUAAAUAGUCACAGAUAUUACUGUGGUUUAAAACCGCAGCCAAUUAUUUAAAGUCCCCUCUAGCAAGGGCAUGCGUAUCGGUUCGAUCAGUUUCUGAAAAUACUGACAAAACCACUUUUACAAUGUCUAAAUUAAUAUAUUUUAUCUGUGUCCUGUAAAUGUAUAUCUUGUCAGUGCUGUACAUUAAUUUGUUUUGAGAUGUUAUUGUAUUACUUUACAAUAGAGGAGCAAUAAGUCUGAAUUACAGUAAUAAAAACAUUCAGCCUC